AUGCUGCUCCCAUCCAUCUGGAAUAUCAGCCUCUUGCUCCUCGGGAUCCUGAGCACAUUCACCCCCAUCCUCAAUGCCUACGACCUCUCGCGGCCGCUACAAGCCCAGGGCCCCCUGGGCGUGACCCUCGACUACUCCCUGGCAAUGCUGUGGCCGGAGGGAGUGAAGCCCGAGGACACGAGCAGCCCGCGGCACUGGGCAUUCAGCAGCCACCUCGUGUUCCGAGAACCCGUCGAGUCCAUCACGGACGGGCAGCUGUGGAAGAUUGCGCGCGACGCCGCGACGGAGAUGGAGGCCGACCUGCGCCAGUACGGCAUCUCGGCCAAGCGCAUGCCGAGUGCGAUGGGGAUCUUAGCGUGGGAUAAACACAUCAUCCUUGCGUCGUCGCAGACGGGCCAGAAGUCGUUUACGUACGACUAUAAGGAUACGCCCGUCCUGCAGAGUCUGAGGCUCUGCCAGAUCGCCUGGAGGGACGAGGCGCCGUCGGGCACCGACUCCGAGCACAGAACGCAGGGUAAGUGUGCUGAGCAGAUCAGUGCGCACAUGUACUAUCUUCUUGGCUGGGAGCUGCCACUGCAGGUCCAAAACGCAAGAGUUGGGGUAUGGGUCCGGAACGGGAAAGGGGAGUGGGGACAGCGCGAUCCUUGCGGUGAUCCGAGGCGGGAUAGUUGGGGAUGUAAUCUGUUCACCGUCGAUCAGAAAUGGCAGGUGUUGGGGAGUGAUAUCCAGGAAGAAUCCUACGAUCUGGCAUCUCUUGCAGGAGGGAUUGAGACGAGAAACCAGAUCCAGCUGUGUUCGUCAAUCAGGGAGGAUUCGGCUCCACCGCUUUGA
Aspergillus calidoustus is the source of this 831-nucleotide messenger RNA. The record is from the annotation of a GenBank genome assembly. NCBI's taxonomy places the organism in Eukaryota, Fungi, Ascomycota, Eurotiomycetes, Eurotiales, Aspergillaceae.